AUGCGUCUGGCAUGCGGCAAGCAGUGUGAUGACAGUCACGCAAUGUCCAGUGCACACCAACGGGUACUCAAGGAAGAGUCCCAGCUGGACCGGCUGUUUGGCCCGCCGGCUGGGUUUGGCCUGCGGCGACGGGGUUCUGGUUGCAAGGUGCGCACCAAAAAGGGCCUCAUGGAAUAUUCUGGUAAUGCUGUCUUCGAGCUGCCCAAGGUGCUGAUGAUGAAAUUUAGGGCUGGCCACUGUGCAUUCUUGAAGCGUGGACGCAGCAAAAAUGCCAAAAUACACGUGAUAACCAACGAGUCCACCACGGGGUUUCACUUUGCCGCUGUCAAGUACAGUGCAAGCAGCGGCAAGUACGGGAAUUCCACAUACGACAAGACAAUGCUGCGUCUUUACCACGAAAUUCCCGAUGACGGCCCGCUCCCUGACCCAAAUGCAAGUGGGAGCGGGGAGAAUGCAAAUCAUAUCACAUGGUGGCCUGUUAUCAUCUUGCAAUUGCAUGAUGAUUCAGUUCAAGUGGCUCGGGAAGUGACACCUGGACAUGUUUAUGUCAUUAUUUGCUUUUACCAAUUUGGGCCUGGACAAUGGAAAUCGUGGAGGCGUGAUUUCCAUUCAUCCGCUGUCCAUGGCAAGGGGUGCAUGUGCAUCAAUGUUUGGACACAUUUGAAAUGCUUCCUGUCUAACAUUGUGUAA
Molecule: messenger RNA, 690 nt
Organism: Cladocopium goreaui
Lineage: Eukaryota; Dinophyceae; Suessiales; Symbiodiniaceae
Source: the annotation of a GenBank genome assembly